Gavialis gangeticus (Gharial) is the source of this 6290-nucleotide messenger RNA. It is a transcript of the gene ARID2, whose product is annotated as AT-rich interaction domain 2. Gene Ontology annotation, cellular component: SWI/SNF superfamily-type complex. Lineage: Eukaryota; Metazoa; Chordata; Crocodylia; Gavialidae. The record is from RefSeq and is a predicted model, not a curated record. Gene Ontology annotation, molecular function: DNA binding. The transcript is spliced from 21 exons. Gene Ontology annotation, biological process: regulation of DNA-templated transcription. The coding region runs from base 1 to 5409 and encodes 1802 amino acids.
AUGGCAGUCUCUGAGAAGAAUCAGUGGGGAGAAAUUGCAGAGGGGUUCAACUUUCCCAGAAGUUGCUCUAACGCUGCCUUCGCUUUAAAACAGUAUUACUUGCGGUAUUUGGAAAAGUAUGAGAAAGUACAUCAUUUUGGGGAGGAUGAUGAUGAGGUACAACCAGGCAAUCCAAAGCCACAACUUCCUAUUGGUGCAAUUCCAUCUUCCUACAAUUACCAGCAACACAGUGUGUCAGAUUACCUUCGUCAAAGUUACGGGCUGUCUAUGGACUUUAAUUCGCCAAAUGACUAUAAUAAAUUGGUGCUUUCACUGUUAUCUGGACUCCCAAAUGAAGUGGACUUUGCUAUUAAUGUGUGUACUCUUCUGUCAAAUGAAAGCAAACAUGUCAUGCAGCUUGAAAAAGACCCUAAGAUCAUCACUUUGCUGCUUGCUAAUGCUGGGGUGUUUGACGACAUAGGAUGUUGUUCUACAAGAUUAAACUAUUCCUCACACGUACCCAGACCAAAAUAUUGUCUGACUCUGGGCCAGUCGCAAGGACUCCCAGCUUUAGGAUCAUUUUCUGCUGUAUUUGGAGAAGAAUGGAAAGAGAAAACUGAUAGAGAUUUUGUUAAGUUUUGGAAGGAUAUUGUUGAGGAUAACGAAGUACGUGACCUCAUUUCUGACCGAAACAAAUCUCAAGAUAUUCCAUCAGAAGAAUGGAUAUGGGAAUCCUUAUUUCACCCACCUCGCAAGUUGGGCAUUAAUGAUAUAGAAGGGCAGCGGGUACUUCAGAUUGCAGUGAUUUUGAGAAAUCUUUCCUUUGAGGAGGGAAAUGUUAAACUUUUGGCAGCUAAUCGCACUUGUCUUCGGUUUCUGCUGCUCUCUGCUCAUAGUCAUUUUAUAUCUCUGAGACAGCUGGGACUUGACACACUAGGAAAUAUUGCAGCAGAGCUUCUGUUGGAUCCAGUUGAUUUCAAAACUACCCAUCUUAUGUUUCACACUGUUACAAAAUGCCUGAUGUCAAGGGAUAGGUUUUUAAAAAUGAGAGGCAUGGAAAUCUUGGGGAAUCUUUGUAAAGCUGAAGAUAAUGGUGUUUUAAUUUGUGAAUAUGUGGAUCAAGAAUCCUACAAAGAAAUAAUAUGUCAUCUCACUUUACCAGAUGUUCUGCUUGUAAUCUCAGCACUUGAGGUGCUUUAUAUGCUCACAGAAAUGGGAGAAGUGGCCUGCACAAAGAUUGCUAAAGUAGAAAAGAGCAUAGAUACAUUAGUGUGUCUGAUUUCUAUGGACAUCCAGAUGUUUGGACCUGAUGCCCUUGCUGCUGUAAAACUUGUUGAACAUCAAAGCUCCAACCACCAAGUAGUGCCUGAAAUCAGGACGCAGGUAGUGGAGCAUGCUUCCUCCCAGGCCCAUGGCACAGCUGUGUCAGCAUCAAGAGCAGCACAGCAUGUUGCUCCACCACCAGGAAUAGUAGAAAUAGACAGUGAGAAAUUUGCAUGUCAGUGGUUGAAUGCACAUUUUGAGGUGAAUUCAGAUUGCUCAGUCUCUCGAGCAGAAAUGUACUCUGAAUAUCUCUCAACCUGCAGUAAAUUAGCUCGAGGUGGAAUUCUGACAUCAACUGGAUUUUAUAAAUGUCUUCGAACUGUCUUUCCAAAUCACACAGUGAAGAGAGUAGAGGAUCCGAACAACAAUGGACAGGCACAUAUACACGUGGUAGGAGUAAAAAGGAGAGCUAUACCACUUCCCAUUCAGAUGUACUAUCAGCAGCAACCAACUUCUACCCCUGUCGUCCGAAUUGAUUCUGUUCCUGAUGUAUCUCAGUCUCCUUCACCAGCAGGAAUCCCGCAUGGACCACAAAGUGUAGGAAACCAUUUUCAGAGGACAACAGUUAAUAACCAGUGUUCAAAUUUAACAGCAACACAAAUGUCUUUUCCAAUUCAAGGUGUUCACACUAUAGCACAGACUAUUUCAAGAAUUCCACAAAAUCCUUCAGUUCACACACAGCAGCAACAAAAUUCUCCACUGACUGUCAUACAAAAUAAAGCUCCAAUUUCCUGUGAAGUAGUCAAGGCCACGGUAAUACAGAGCUCUGUUCCCCAGUCUGCGGUUCCUGUUACUAUUGCUGUAGGAGGAGCAGCAUCUAAUCAAAAUCACAGCAGUGCAGGACCACAGCCAUCUGUUACUGUUGUCAGUUCUCAGACAUUGCUUCACCACCAACCUGUAAUUCAACAACAGUCUCCACUACACGCAGUGGUACCAGGACAGAUACCAUCAGGCACUCCUGUUACAGUAAUUCAACAAGCUGUACCUCAGGGUCACAUAUUUGGCAGAGUACAGAACAUACCAGCAUGCACUUCAGCAGUUUCACAGGGUCAGCAGUUAAUCACGACAUCGUCACCUGUGCAGACUUCAUCUCAGCAAUCUUCUGCUGGUAACCAGCAACAGGACACAGUCAUCAUAGCACCCCAACAGUAUGUCACGACAUCUGCGUCCAAUAUUGUUUCUGCCACUACAGUACAGAAUUUCCAAGUUGCAGCCGGGCAGAUGGUUACUAUUGCUGGUGUCCAAAAUCCACAAACGUCUAGGGUAGGAUUCCAGAAUAUUGCGCCAAAGCCUCUACCUUCUCAGCAGGUCCCUCCUACUGUGGUACAACAGCCGAUGCAGCAACAGCAGCAGCAGCAACCAUCGCAACAAAGUGUAGUGAUUGUAAGCCAGCCAGCUCAACAAGGUCAAACAUAUGCACCAGCCAUUCACCAAAUUGUGCUUACUAAUCCAACUUCUAUUCCACCUGGUCAAACUGUCCAGUUGACUGGGCAGCCAAAUUUAACUCCGUCUUCCUCACCAUCCCCUGGACCAGUUACAAAUAACCAAGUCCCUGCUGUAAUGUCAUCUACAUCUACCACUCAGUCACAAGGACCCCCUCCUACUGUUAGCCAGAUGCUGUCUGUAAAGAGACAACAACAGCAGCAACAUUCACCAGCACCAUCACAGCAACAGGUACAAGUCCAGCAACAGCAACCGAUACAAAUGCAGGUUCAGCCACAGCAAGCUAACGCAGGAGUCAGCCAGCCUAACUCCGGUGAAUCUAGUCUGAUAAAACAACUGCUUCUUCCAAAAAGAGGCCCUUCAACUCCAGGUGGUAAACUUAUACUCCCAGCUCCACAGAUCCCUCCACCUAACAAUGCAAGAGCUCCUAGCCCUCAGGUGGUUUAUCAGGUGGCCAAUAACCAAGCAUCCAGUUUUGGAGUUCAAGGACAGUCUCCUGCUCAGCAGCUACUAGUUGGACAGCAAAAUGUUCAGCUGGUUCCGAGUGCAAUCCAGCCCCAAGGGGCAGUACAAACAGUACCCAUUUCUAAUUUGCAAAUAUUGCCUGGCCAGUUGAUCUCAAAUAGCCCAGCAACUAUUUUCCAAGGGACUUCUGGCAACCAAGUUACUAUAACUGUUGUGCCAAAUACUAGUUUUGCUCCCGCAACUGUGAGUCAGGGAAAUGCAACUCAGAUCAUUGCUCCAGCAGGAAUUGCAGUGAGUGGAACGCAGGCAGGAGUUGGGCUACAGGUGCAAACACUUCCGACUACUCAAGCACCUCCAGCUGGACAAUCACCAUGUGCUGCUGCUGCUCCCCCAUUCAAAGGUGAUAAAAUAAUUUGCCAAAAGGAGGAAGAAGCAAAGGAAGCAACAGGUUUACACAUUCAUGAACGUAAAAUUGAAGUAAUGGAGAAUCCCUCCUGUCGAAGAGGAGCUGUGAAUGCCAGCAAUGGAGAUGCAAAUGAAAAUGAAAUGCAGGUGGGAAGUCUUUUAAAUGGGAGAAAGUAUAAUGACUCCAGUCUACCUCCUUCUAACUCAGGGAAAGCUCAAAAUGAGGCCAAUCAGUGCUUACAAGUCAGUAAUGGGCCAUCAUUAGAAUUGGGUGAGAAUGGAUCUCCUGGAAAGCAGAACUUUGAGCAAAUGGACACACAGGAAAUUAAAAGUGAUUUGAAGAAGCCCUUGGUUAAUGGAAUCUGUGAUUUUGAUAAAGGUGAUGGUUCUCAUUUGAGCAAAAACAUUCCAAAUCACAAAACUUCCAAUCAUGUAGGAAAUGGUGAGAUAUCUCCAGUGGAACAACAAGGGAAUUUGGAUGCCACACAGCAAGAUACUGCCAAAGGUGAUCAAGGGGAAAGAAUUUCUAAUGGGCCUGUAUUAACUUUGAAUAGUUCACCUGUUGUAAGCGGUACACAGGAGUCUGCAAAACUGUUACCCCAACAACUUAGUGGUACCAAUACUGAUUUACCUAAUGGACCUCUAGCUUCAAGUGUGAAUUCAGAUGUGCCUCAGCAACGCCCAAGUGUAGUUGUCUCUCCACAAUCUACAGCCUCUGUUAUACAGGGGCAUCAAAUCAUAACAGUUCCACACUCGGGAUCCAGAGGGUCCCAAUCUACCCUGUCAUCUGAAGUUCGGUCUACUAAUGGCACAGCAGAAUGCAAAACUGUAAAGAGGCCAGCAGAGGAUAAUGAUAGGGAAACUGUUCCAGGAAUUCCAAAUAAAGUAGGAGUUAGAAUUGUUACAAUCAGUGACCCCAACAAUGCUGGUUGCAGUGCUACUAUGGUUGCUGUGCCAGCUGGAGCGGAUCCAAGCACUGUAGCUAAAGUAGCAAUAGAAAGUGCUGUUCAGCAAAAGCAGCAGCAUCCAGCAACAUAUGUACAAAGUAUGGUCACACAGGGCACACCUGUGACAUCGGUACCAACAGUGCAAGUACAGGGACAGCAGAUCAAUUUGCAGCCACCCUCAUACACUGCAGCAAGUCAGCACGGAGAGCAAGCAAAAAAACCGGGACAGAACUUCAUGUGUCUGUGGCAGUCAUGUAAAAAGUGGUUUCAAACACCAUCGCAGGUUUUCUAUCAUGCAGCCACUGAACAUGGUGGAAAAGAUGUCUAUCCAGGGCAGUGCUUAUGGGAGGGCUGUGAACCUUUCCAGCGGCAAAGAUUUUCCUUCAUUACCCACUUACAGGAUAAGCACUGCUCCAGAGAUGCUCUGCUUGCAGGAUUGAAACAAGAUGAACAUGGACAAGCAGGAAAUCAGAAACCUCCUAAUAAGCCACCAAAUGCAGGGGGUACUGCCUCUGCUCCCAGAGCACAGAAGGCCAUUGUGAAUCAUCCUAGUGCUGCCCUCAUGGCAUUAAGGAGGGGAUCAAGAAACCUUGUCUUCAGAGAUUUCACAGAUGAAAAAGAGGGACCAAUAACUAAACACAUCCGAUUAACAGCUGCCUUAAUAUUAAAAAAUAUUGGUAAAUAUUCAGAAUGUGGUCGCAGAUUGCUAAAGAGACAUGAAAAUCAUCUAUCAGUGCUAGCCAUUAGUAACAUGGAAGCUUCCUCCACACUUGCCAAAUGCCUUUAUGAACUUAAUUUUACUGUCCCAAGUAAAGAACAAGAUAAAGUCUCCGAAAUGCUGCAGUGAGAAAAGUCCCACUUGUACAUCGGGACAGAGAUAGUCAAAUACAUUUCAAAUACUGUUACUGAAGAAAGCACCAAGUCUUAAUAGAACAGAGACCAUAGAUUGAAUUAUUUUAUCUCCUCCCAUGAUGCUGAGAGGAAGCUUUGCAUUCUGAUCACUGAACAAAUCCCUUUGUUCUGCUUAGAAAGAGGAAAAAACUGCCAUGGGAUUUUCAGCCAGCUAUCUGCAGGAUGUCUCUCAAAUCUGAUAACUCCUGAAGGGAACUGGUGUGGUCAGAAUUCAGUACCAUCCACAUUGGAAUAAACAUGAAAUAUUGUAAAACCUACAUGAGCAGAUGAAAUAGAAGCAUUAAAUAUUUUUAUCUAUAUCCAAAAAGGAGCACAUUUUUAUAUUUACGAAGCCGUUUAAGCUGGUUUGGAUAAAAAAAAGAAAAGUUUCAGCACAUCUGUAACCCCCUGGUCUCGGAGGGUGCCACCAGUAUCUAGCUAUGGAUUGCGUGUUUUGUUUAGAAAUCAGUAGCUUGGUUUUCUUACUUGAGCCAAUAUAUUUUCACUUAUUUAUUAUCAUAAAAAUUUACCAGUCUGAAUAGAUCUUGUAAAUAUUUGUGAAUAGAACACCUUUCAUGCCACUGCAGCCACUGGAAAAACAUUCUGUGGUGUCCUAGAAGCAUUAUAGGUAGGUUCAAAAGUUUUCUAGACUUUCCUGUCAAUUGUAAGUACUUGUGAUAUAUUCUACGCAGUGGAUGAAUGUUCUUUAAAUUUGUGUAAAUAAUUCUGCAAAGGUACCGAUGCUGUAAAGUCAAAACAGUUUUGUGGAACUGUGAUUUUUUUUUUCUUUUUUUUUUUCUUUUUUUUUUUUUUGUAUUAUACACCUUGUAGAACUCA